GGCGGGAGGCAGGUGGCGCAGCGGCGGCGGCGGCGGGGGGCAGGAGGCGGAGGCAGAGCGCGCGGGGCGGGGGCCGCGGGGCCCCGUGAGACUCUCGGGCGAGCGCGCGGCGUUAGAGCCACAGGCGCGGCGGCUGGACCCGGCGCGGGCCGCGGAGGCCGGAGACCGCCCCGGGCGGGGUGCGCGCUUUGUUCCCGCGCGGGGUGGCCGGAGCCGAGUCCCCGGCAUGGCCCAGGCGGCCGCCCCGCGCGCCCCAGCCCCGCCGCGCGCCUGAGCCCGGUGCGGCGCCAGAAGACAGCGCGCAGCCGCCCCUGAGUCGUGGAGGCGGGGACCAAGCUGGAAGGAGCAGCGACUCCCGGACCGAGUCGCGAGUGUGCGCCGUCCGCCGCCCCCCGGAUCCCCCGAUCCCUCGGACCCCCCGACCCCCCAGUGGACAGGAAGGCUAAGGCCUCAGCGAUGCCGGACUCCCCAGCGGAGGUGAAGACGCAGCCCCGGUCCACACCCCCCAGCAUGCCGCCCCCACCGCCUGCCGCGUCCCAGGGGGCCACACGCCCCCCCUCCUUCACGCCACACACACAUCGAGAGGACGGGCCUGCGACGCUGCCCCACGGCCGUUUUCAUGGCUGCUUAAAAUGGUCUAUGGUCUGUCUCUUGAUGAACGGCAGCAGCCACUCGCCAACAGCCAUCAACGGUGCACCAUCCACACCCAACGGCUUCAGCAAUGGCCCGGCCACCUCGUCCACAGCUUCCUUGUCCACACAGCACCUGCCGCCGGCCUGUGGGGCCCGGCAGCUCAGCAAGCUCAAGCGCUUCCUCGCCACACUGCAGCAGUUUGGCAGCGACAUCUCCCCAGAGAUUGGGGAGCGCGUGCGCACGCUGGUGCUGGGCCUGGUGAACUCAACACUGACGAUCGAGGAGUUUCAUUCCAAGCUUCAGGAGGCCACCAACUUCCCUCUGCGGCCGUUUGUCAUUCCCUUCCUGAAGGCAAACCUGCCCUUGCUGCAGCGGGAGCUCCUGCACUGUGCACGCCUGGCCAAGCAGACGCCCGCCCAGUACCUGGCCCAGCAUGAGCAGCUCCUGCUGGACGCCAGCGCCUCCUCCCCCAUCGACUCCUCAGAGCUGCUGCUGGAAGUCAACGAGAACGGCAAGAGGAGGACGCCCGACAGGACCAAAGAGAACGGGUCAGACCGCGACCCGCUGCACCCCGAGCACCUCAGCAAACGGCCAUGCACCCUGAACCCUGCCCAGCGCUACAGCCCCAGCAACGGGCCACCGCAGCCCACGCCGCCGCCGCACUACCGCCUGGAGGACAUAGCCAUGGCCCACCACUUCCGAGACGCCUACCGCCACCCAGACCCCCGGGAGCUGCGAGAGCGCCAUCGGCCGCUUGUGGUGCCUGGGUCCCGGCAGGAAGAAGUGAUCGACCACAAGCUCACAGAGCGUGAGUGGGCAGAAGAGUGGAAGCACCUGAACAACCUCCUGAACUGUAUCAUGGACAUGGUGGAGAAGACGCGGCGCUCGCUCACGGUGCUGCGCCGGUGCCAGGAGGCCGACCGCGAGGAGCUCAACCACUGGGUGCGGUGCUACAGCGACGCAGAGGACACAAAGAAAGGCCCCAGUCCCGCCACGGCCCGGCCCCGCAGCAGCUCCGCCGGUCCUGAAGGGUCUCAGCUAGACGUGCCUCGGGAGUUCCUGCCAAGGACCCUCACCGGCUACAUGCCCGAGGACAUCUGGAGGAAGGCUGAAGAGGCCGUGAAUGAGGUGAAGCGGCAGGCAAUGUCAGAGCUGCAGAAAGCCGUAUCAGACGCAGAGCGCAAAGCGCACGAGCUCAUCACCACGGAGCGUGCCAAGAUGGAGCGGGCCCUGGCCGAGGCGAAGCGGCAGGCCUCCGAGGAUGCCCUGACGGUCAUCAACCAGCAGGAGGACUCCAGCGAGAGCUGCUGGAACUGCGGGCGGAAAGCCAGUGAGACGUGCAGUGGCUGCAACGCGGCGCGCUACUGCGGGUCCUUCUGCCAGCAUCGGGACUGGGAGAAGCACCAUCACGUGUGUGGCCAGAGCCUGCAGGGCCCUGCGGCUGUGGUGGCUGACCCGUUGCCUGGACCGCCUGAAGCCGCCCACGGCCUGGGCCCCUCCCUGCCUGUCGGUGCUGCCAGCCCCAGCGAAGCCGGCUCUGCGGGGCCUUCUCGCCCCGGCUCCCCCAGCCCACCUGGCCCACUGGACACCGUGCCUCGCUGACCCCACUGGCCCCCAGCCUGCUGGACACAGCACCGUGCCAACCCCACCCAGCUCCAGGCCCGCGAGACGCCGUGCCUGGCCUCCGAGGCCCGGCCUGCCAGACACUGCGCCCCACCUGACCUGGGGGAGCCGACCAAUUAGAGUCACUGCUGCUACUGCCCCUCUCCAAAAGAAGACACAGAACCAACAAAACCGCAUUCAAUGCACCUGCCUCAGCUACCUAAUGAUUCUGCGCAGAGACCUCCUGACAACCUCUCUUCAAGCAUCCUCAGAAGCCUCGACUGAGCUUUAGACAGCAGAGCAGAUGCCACAGGCGCGGUGGCUCUGCCCACCUCUCUCUCUUUCUUUUCCUCUCUCUGUCUCUCCCCUUCUGUCUUCUCCAUCCUCUCUCUCUCUCUAUGACUAUCACACACUUUUUCUUCAAUGAAAAAAUCAAAUUGGUGGCUUAUAUUUUCAGCAAAGAAUUUUGGGGGGUUUUGUUUGUUGGCAAAAGAGCUACUCAGAAAUGGACAAAGAAAACUGGGGGGGGGGUUCUCCCCCUCCUGAUUAAAAAGGGAGAAAGAAAACUGCGAUUUUAUAGCUGGAGAUCUGAACCCAGCUGUGCCCCUCCCCCAGGGGCGUGAGGCUGAUCAGCGAAGACUCAAUUUCUGACUCAAGAAGCAUUUUUGGUUUCAAAUUUUUUUUUUCCUGUCAUGGUAAACUCUUUGGCUUUAAGUAAAAAUCCAAAAAGUUUUUUUUAAAAAAGCAAAGGAAGCAUACUUGUGAACUACCUUGCUAGCUAGCCAGCCAAGGAUACCGGACACACCUCUGCUCCAAAGGAAAUCCAAAAAAGCAAACACAAGAAAUCAAAAUCCAAAAUUUGUUUGUCACUGCCAAAGUAUUUUUUUCACUGUUUUACUUGCUCUUGGGUUUGUUUGGAUGUGGGUCUUUUUCUCUUCUGUUUUGGUUUUGUUUGUGGGUGUCGGGAUAUUGGGGUGCAGAGGGUUUGUGCCCAGUGAGAAGCGACUUUUGUUCUCUUCUGCAUAGGCGUUGGUGCGUCCGCCGCAUGUGCGCGGUCCGUGUGCCGUUGCUCUGGCCUGCGUCUCCGUGUGUGUAGGAAAGGACACGCCGUCUGUCCUCACGCCCCCUGUGACUUUUCAUAUUUCCUUUUUCCACUUGUGGAAAAAAAGUGCUAAAGUUUUCUUCCCAGAGAGAGCAUAAUUCCGAAACAAAACUGUGACAAUCUUUUGGGUUGAUUCUCGACUGCUUUUCGAGCAUGCGGAGCCAGCAGGGCUCCCUGAAACACUGCUUCUCGGCCAGCCCAUCCUCUACCUCUCUCCUCUCCGCACCCUCCGACCUCUCUCGGCCCCAUCGCCCCAACUCCGACCUCUCUCGGCCCCAUCGCCCCACCGCAGCUACUCCCCCUUCUUCCAAACUUUUGCAGAAAAAACAAAAAAACUACAAACAAAAGCAGCCCUCUGCCUACUCCCCAGGGAAGACCCUGACCGUGUACAUAGCCCUGGUGCUCCUGCCCAGCCACCCCUCAGAUGCGUUCGCCUCUGACCCUGGGGUGUGUCUCAGUGAUGUUUUCUAUCAGACGUGCUCCCUCCCAUCCUCCUCCACUCCUCUCAACUGCCUCAGCGAUUUCAAGAAGGAAAUAAAGGGAUAAAGAAAUUCAUGCUUGCACCGAGUGCAAGGACAGACAGCAGGCAUGGCCCGCGGCUUGGCAUCUGUGUGCGUGGCUAUCAGGAGUUCCAGGAACUCAGUGCAAUACAGGAGUGACCCAGCUACUGAACUGGCCGCGAACGGCCCGCCAGAGGCCCGAAGCUGAGAGUGUACGUUAAUGUGAAUGUAUAUAGUCUUUGCAGAGGUCCAAAUAAUAUUCAUGAUGGUAAUAAACAAGAGAUGUUUGCCAAAUAAAAAACAGAGAAACCGCGGGAGUUUGCGAAGUGUAGGAAACAGAUUUUCAAAGAAAUCCAAACCGUGGCCCCGAGGGGAGGAGCGGUUUGCCUGCUGGUAGUUUUUUCACGGUGGUAAAAAUCCAUUCUUUGAGCAUCGUAAGGAUGGAUCCUGUCGGGUCACCACCAGUCAGGUACCGUCUGGAAGCAAGCCUGACAACAGAAACCUCGUUCGGAAAGUCAAGAUAGAUCGAGUCUGUCCUCCAGACAGUGCCCUGGCUCCGGCACCACCUCCACUCCUCAGUGACAGGCCCAGCAAGCUCACCAAGGUUUGUUUUUGUGGGUUUCAGAGAAGCAAGGACCGGUCUGGGAUUUGGGCUCUCGGUUAAGUGGCAGAAGCCCGCCUCUCUUCCUUCCAGGGCUGCGGUUCUCCAGCUCCGAACCCACACAGCAGCGGCAGCGGACACGCCCGUGCCCACGAAGGGGACCUGCCUCCCUCGGAGGUAUGCGUCCUGGGACUCUUCUCAUCUGUCUCUCCCACUGGGGCUCCAUCUUGUCCCCACCUACACUCCAGUGCCCUUCCAGGUGGGCAGGGCAGUUGGCUGUGGUGAUCAAAGGCUCUAGGGGACAGGAAAUGGGCACGGUGCUGUGGGGUAAAUUGAGUCAGGCCCUCCAAGGCUGUGCAGGUGAACCGGUAGUCUCUGUAGAGGGCCGAGCCCCAGGGCAAGUGGACCCAUGGGCAGCUUCCCUGGUUACUCAGGUCCCUGGGGUCAGGACUGUAGUGGGGAGCGUGGAGGAGGCACGAGUUUACUUUGUGGGCAAAAGCCUCCUCUUUUUCCCUCCCCUCCCUGGAUCCUUCUUUGGGGACACACAGGCGUACCAGGGACAGUGGCACCUGCACCUGCUGGCUGCAUCGAUCUGGCCAGCAGCCUCCAGGGGCCAGACCACAAAGCUGAGGGUGAGACAGGCCCUCCCACCCCAGAUCUUGGGAAGGGGUCAGCCCUCGAGCCAAAGAUGAAUGCCAUCUGCCCUGCGUUGCCCUCACCGUGCACCAAGCCACCCUCAGCACGAGUGCAAAACUGGCCAGAGACCAGGCAGAUGGAACCGCGCAGCCGAGGGCCACAUGGAAUCGGGACAGCUGGGAAAACUGAGGCCCGGAGACAGAAGAGGGGGAUGUCCUGGGUGCGAUGUGUCAGGGAACCCUGGGCGGGUGUUGGCCAGAUCACAUGAAGCAAGGCAGCUCCCACCCAGGGAGGCUCUGGGGCCCCCUCGGAUGCUUCAGAGGCCUGUCUUUCUGUAGCUCAUAUGCCCGGGCCCUGGUGGCCAAAGACCUCACAGCAAACCAGGCGGAACCUAUAGCUCUGGGGAGGGGACGGGGAGAGGCGGCAUUCUUGUGUUAGGGGUGGUCCUCUUGGUGGCCAUGAACACCCACGCCCAUGGUUCCGACCUGCAGUCUGCACCUGCAGGCCUCUGCCUCUCUUCCGCCAGGCAGAGGGGGGUCUGGACAGAGGGUCUGGGCAGGGGCCACACCUGGACUGGGGAGAGUCACCCUGUCUCUAUCCCUUCCCAGCUGCCACCUCCACAAGCUCACAGGUCACUGGCCAGAGGCACAGCCUGCCAAGCUGUCCUCCCACCAGCCACCAUCAAGGCAGGACCAUGGCAAGCCAAACGCUCUUCAGAACCUUUUCCUCAAACCCCAAACCAAACGGCAGCUGCAUCUCCCAGCCUGAGAUCACAGCCAGGACAGGACAGCCGUGAGGGAGCCUAAGGCCCGGCCGGAGGAUGGCCUGAUGGGUUAGCAGAACCAACGUGACCUCUUUGGGAAGAGGCUCGUGACGCAUGCCCCUCAGCCUUUCCCACCCCUCCUCUCACUGCUCCUGGUCCCAGCCAGCCUCGGACCCAGGAAGCCUUCCUCUGAGAGGGCCUCCCAGUCCCCAACAGAGCCUGGCUCUGUGCUAUGGCUGUGCACCCGGAGGGCUCCUUCCAGGCCAGUCCUCUGACCUGAACGAGGCAGAGACCAGCAUCUCCCACAGCGUUCAAGGAGUGGGUGUUGGGAGGGGCCAGCUGGACACCCCCAAGCCCGUCUGCCUGCCAGGGCUGCCCCAGGACCUGGCCAGGGGUGAGGCUGCAGGACUAGAGGGGCCAGCCUCCCAGGAGGGCCCACGAGGCCCAGCCAGGUGGGGACAGGCCACACAGGCCCGAGAGGUUCAGUGAUGGGGGUGCUGGCGGAAGAGCCGGUGAGGGUGGGGGGUUCACCCAAAUGACACAGUGACAAGGAUCAAGAUGGACCUAAAGGGCUUCUAUUUGCCAGUUUUUCCAAAUAGAUCCUCAAGCUGACACCAAAGCCUGACUCCAGCAUCGACCCCCAUCCAUCCCAGCCAUGUGCGUGCCGGUCCAUCCGUCCUCGCGCCGGCGCCGCCUGGCCCCCAGUGACUGGUUCUUCUUUCUCAUCACUUUUUCUUCUGACCCAUCUGUCCAGUAUCCCAGAGAUGACUUUUCCCCACCCCCCGCCCUUCCCUCCACCCACCCCUCCACCCCCACGCGCCCUACAUGCGUGUCCUCUGUGUGUCCUCUGGCCACCCACGCAGCCGUCCCUCCAUCCCACCCCACCCUCUCCACCCACGGACCCCAGAGUGGCACCAGUUGCCCCCCCGUCGUGUGCCAGUGACAAGGGCUGCUCCUGCCAUGACCUCAGCUGUUGCCCUAAGGGAACCUGUUGGUGGGUGGCAGCCUCUCCCGUACCCCGCCCAGUCCAGGACUGCUCCAGACACCUCCAGGGGCAGAUAAAAUUGUGCUGCAGGUGCUGUGAGCAGGUGGGACCAGCACCUCGCAACAGCUCUGGCCAGUUGGGGCCACCUGGAGCUCGAGGUGGGUGGCCAGGGGCCAGGAGCACACACUGGGUGGCGGCCCACAUAUCUGCCCAGGGUCCCUGACCAGGGUGCCAGGGUGAGCACAUUCCCUGGCAGGGCCGCAACGCUGCGGGGCUGCCCUCUCCCACUCCUUGUUUCCAGGGAUCAAUGCCUGGAGGGGGUGUCCCCAGGAGAGGAGGGUGACCCCAUGCAGCCUCCCUGAGACCCCAGCACUCUUGGAGCCCCACUCCUCAGGGUGUACUCACAGGUGCCAGGCUCCCUUCCCCUUUCCUCCUUUCCUGGGGAUCCCAGAUGGCUCAGAGUUGGGUCCUUACAGCCUGAGACUGGGGACUUCUGGGAACAGACCUGCCUGGAUAAAUUUUGCCAGGAGUGGUGGGUGCUCCCAGGGUCCUCUGCAGUCUGCCUGCCCUGCAUCUCCGAGCCCCAGGGGCCUAUGUCCUCCCACACUGCCUUGCAAGCUCCCACACUGAGGGGCCACAACCCUGGAUGAUGAGUGUGCUGGCCGGAGAGGAAGACAGUGAGGAGAGGCGGGAGUCCAUGGGGCUGGCCUCUCAGAGGCCCGCCAGCUCCCGUGCACACUUCAGAGAUAAGGCCAGGGCGCUGCUGACAACCGCUGCUCUGUUUUCCCAAAGUUCUAGGAAACUCCAUUUUGGACACUUUCUGUUCUUUAUGUUUCAAUCCAGCCAAGCCCCAGAGUAGCUUCCCAAAGACCUCGAGGAAUGAGAACUCAGCGUCAGUACUCAGAGUGAAGCCUGCUUUUGAAAUACGUGAAUGACGGCAACAGGCCUCCCUUGUCCCCAUCUGCCAGGGCCGAGGGGGUCGGGCUGGUGAGGACCAGGACGGGGCAUAGCCACGUGCAGCCUGGUGGGGAGGGGACUUGCUCUCUACUUCCUCCUCUUUUUUUGACUCACCCAAAGGAGUUGGGUUGUUUCCUGUAGUUGUGAGAAGCCCAUGUCCCGGGUCUCCAGGCUGUGCAGGGCUGCGAGGUGGCCCCCGCCGCCCCGUCUGAUGUACUAUGGGUUUGGCCUGUAGACACCGUGAGAUGCAAUGGUCGGGUUAGCGCCGUGUCCGUGUAAUAAAGCGAAUGUUCGCUGUCACAUGGCUGUUCCUCUCCUUGGGUCCCAGGAGGCUUCGGCUGAGCCUCGUCUCACCCAUGAAUUCACUAAUUACCUGCUGGGGCUCCUCCGUGCCCAGCAGGGACGGGCCUACCCAUGGACCACACACGCUGCAGGGACAAACAGGCCAGCGUGUGACGUGGGGCUGGGCGAUGGGGAAGAGACAGGGUGGGAGCAC
Molecule: messenger RNA, 8275 nt
Organism: Pongo pygmaeus (Bornean orangutan)
Lineage: Eukaryota; Metazoa; Chordata; Mammalia; Primates; Hominidae
Gene: CBFA2T3
Product: CBFA2/RUNX1 partner transcriptional co-repressor 3
Exons: 12
Coding region: 457-2235 (592 amino acids)
Biological process (GO): DNA-templated transcription; negative regulation of DNA-templated transcription
Cellular component (GO): nucleus
Molecular function (GO): transcription corepressor activity
Source: RefSeq, a predicted model, not a curated record